Messenger RNA from Limulus polyphemus (Atlantic horseshoe crab), 1299 nucleotides. Its product is annotated as FMRFamide receptor-like. Gene Ontology annotation, molecular function: G protein-coupled receptor activity. Gene Ontology annotation, cellular component: membrane. Gene Ontology annotation, biological process: G protein-coupled receptor signaling pathway. The record is from RefSeq and is a predicted model, not a curated record. The annotation marks the transcript as partial. The transcript has a single exon. NCBI's taxonomy places the organism in Eukaryota, Metazoa, Arthropoda, Merostomata, Xiphosura, Limulidae.
CACUGGGAAUUAAACAACGAAGGACCACCGACAACAAUUUCUAUCUUGGAAUUGAUAUCCACGGGUGUGGGUAUUACAGUUUUAAGUGCUCUAGGGAUAAUCGGUAACGUUAUAUCGCUGCUUGUGUUAUCUCGGCCUCAGAUGCAAUCCUCAAUCAACUGCAGUCUUCAAGGCUUAGCUAUUUUUGACACAGGAGUUUUGUUAUGUGCGUUAAUAAUGUUAGGCUUAACAACGCUAGGGAAGUUAAUACAUUGGUUACGUUUCUACACCUGGGUUAUUUUCCCAUUCAUAGUACCAGUGGUUUAUCCUUUAGCCUUGAUUGCUCAAACUGGAUCAGUGUGGAUGACAGUUGUUGUUACUAUUGAACGAUAUGUGGCGGUUUGCCAUCCAUUCAAAGCUAAAUCGCUCUUUACAUAUAAGCGUUCGAGGUUUUACAAUAUUAUUAUAACUGUUAUUGCAGUGUGUUACAACAUACCUCGCUUUUGGGAAGUUCAAAGGAUAGAGAUAUGGGAUCCUCUCACAAAUUCAACAGUAUAUCAUAUUCAACCAUCAUCUUUCCGAGAAAACAAACUCUACUUUGAAAUUUAUUACAUUUGGAUGUAUCUCCUAAUGAUGUAUUUCCUUCCAUUACUUGCCCUUGCCGUCCUGAACACCUUCAUCUGGCAUACAGUGAAUCAAGCUAACAGAGAUCGGCAAAAACUCAGCUUUCGGCAGCGGAAGGAGAUCAGCUUGUCUAUAAUGUUGCUUUGUGUUGUAAUUGUAUUUCUCUUUUGUAACAUCACUGCAUUUUUAGUGAACAUUCUGGAAUACUUCGACGUGUACUGGGAGUCUUUGGCUCAUUGUUCCAAUCUCUUAGUGACACUUAACUCUUCUGUUAACUUCAUAAUAUAUUGCAUAUUUGGACACAAGUUCAAACAAACACUAUUUUCUAUAUUCUGCAAACAAAAACUACAGCGGAUUCAAACUUUCACGUCUGGGACAGAUCGUGGUAUUUGGAUAAGAUUUCAAUCCAACAGAUUUCGUCAGUCCCACCUUCAUGUUUCUCAUCCAGAAAGAAGAGAAGAAAGUGUACAGUUAUAAUAUAGGCUACGCCUAAAGUAAUCCUUUUUUUUAGUGUGUUUAUCAUAGAUAUCGCCAGUUGCACCUUCGUAAGGCUCGUCCCGAAAUCUGGAGAGAGUGUGUAGAAUUAUAAUAAACACAAGGCCUAAGGUAGUUAUAAUAAACAGAAGGCCUAAGGUAGUUAUAUUGUGUUGUUUAGAUUUUCAUCAUGUGUCACCAAUCACUCCGAUGAGGGCACUA